Messenger RNA from Staurois parvus, 1496 nucleotides. Lineage: Eukaryota; Metazoa; Chordata; Amphibia; Anura; Ranidae. The record is from the annotation of a GenBank genome assembly.
AGGAUCCAGUGAAGCCGGCGGUGGGGAGAAGUUCGGUGAAGAGCGGCAAGGAAGGCGGAGGAAGUUCCGAAGAGGUACAGCCAGGAAUGAACAAGCGGCCCAGCCCCAGCGCCCCUCCCCGACACAGCUGAACAAGAUCCAGUAUGGCGGAGGUGGUCAGGUGGUGAAGAGGGAGCGCAGACAGAGCUCUUCCCGAUUCAGCCUGAGCAAGAAUAGAGAGCUCCAUAAACUGCCGGCCCUGAAAGAAUGUCCCCCCGGAGAGGAGCUGGAGGUCCUGUUCGUGGAGAAGAUCCGGCCAGUGCUGCGUCCUCUUUGAUUUCGUGUCGGAUCCUCUGAGUGACCUGAAGUACAAGGAGGUGUGAAGCGGGCGGCUCUGACGGAGAUGGUGGAGUACAUCACACACAGCCGGGACGUGCUGACAGACGCCAUUUAUCCGGAGGCGCUGGUGCACAUGUUCUCGGUUGAACCUCUUCAGCCUCUGCCUCCCUCUUCUAAUCCCAGCGGAGCCGAGUUCGAUCCGAGGAGGACGAGCCGACAUUGGAGGCCGCCUGGCCACAUCUACAGCUGGUUUAUGAGUUCUUCCUCUGAUUCCUGGUUGGAGUCCCACGGGACUUCCAACCCAACGUAGCCAAGAAAUACAUCGACAGAAAAGAAAUUCGUCCUGUCGCUCCUGGAUCUGUUUGACAGUGAAGUGGAUGUGCGUGGGGGGAACGGGAUUUCCCUGAAGACGAUUCCUGCACCGGAUCUAUGGCAAGUUUCUGGGGCUUCCGAGCGUACAUCUCAGACUCGUCACAUCAACAACAUCUUCUACAGGUUUAUAUACGAGACGUGAGACAUCACAAUGGAAUUGCUGAACUGCUGGAAAUACUUGGCAGCAUCAUUAAUGGUUUUGCCCUCCCACUGAAGGAGGAGCACAAGAUGUUCCUGAUCCGCGUCCUGCUCCCCCUGCACAAAGCCAAAUCACUGAGCGUGUACCACCCGCAGCUGGCGUACUGUGUGGUUCAGUUUCUGGAGAAGGACAGCACGCUCACCGACCCAGUGAUCAGUGGCCUCCUGCGGUUCUGGCCUCGCACACACAGCCCCAAGGAGGUGAUGUUCCUGAACGAGUUGGAGGAGAUCCUGGACGUCAUUGAGCCGGCAGAGUUCAGCAAAGUCAUGGAGCCGCUCUUCCGGCAGAUUGCGCAGUGUGUGUCCAGCCCCCACUUCCAGGUAGCGGAGCGAGCGCUGUACUACUGGAACAACGAAUAUAUCCUCAGCCUGAUGAGUGACAACGCCGCCCAGAUCCUCCCCAUCAUGUUCCCAUCGCUGUACCGCAACUCCAAGAACCACUGGAACAAGACUAUACAUGGACUGAUCUAUAACGCUCUGAAGUGUGUUCAUGGAGAUGAAUCAGAAGUUGUUCGAUGAUUGCACCCAGCAAUACAAAGCCGAGAAGCAGAGGUUUUGUGUAUAUUGGGGGGGGGGAGGAGAGCUGCGUAUAUGGGAUUGGGUGGGGG